Drosophila subobscura is the source of this 3207-nucleotide messenger RNA. It is a transcript of the gene FoxP, whose product is annotated as forkhead box protein P1. Gene Ontology annotation, biological process: regulation of transcription by RNA polymerase II. Gene Ontology annotation, molecular function: RNA polymerase II cis-regulatory region sequence-specific DNA binding; DNA-binding transcription factor activity, RNA polymerase II-specific. Bases 1571 to 3124 code for a protein of 517 amino acids. Gene Ontology annotation, cellular component: nucleus. NCBI's taxonomy places the organism in Eukaryota, Metazoa, Arthropoda, Insecta, Diptera, Drosophilidae. The transcript has 8 exons. The record is from RefSeq and is a predicted model, not a curated record.
AAUGCAUACAUGCAUUAUAUGUAUGUAGAUACAUAUGUAUGUGUAAAAACAUGCAUAAGUAAAUUGCAUUCGUUUAGAUUUAAAAGAGGUUAAAGAUAUAAGCAAAAAUAUGAGCUGAAGUUACAUACAUAUGUACGUUUUACGAAGUGCAAAACUUUGCGUCCUGGGUAGCAUUAUCUGCAUGAUACAUAUAUGAACAUAUGUGCAUACACAUGUACAUAUAUGUAUAUGCAAGGAAUAUGUAUUUUCAAAGUUAUUGAAUGCAAGAACCUUUUUAUCUGUUAAUUUUUCUUUAAGAAGAUAUUUUUAUCCACAUCAAUAUUACCUCUCACACCGACACUCCGUUAAAGCUCGUUCUCCACCAGAAACACAGCCCCCUCUGAGGGCGCGAGGUAGAGUGUGCGAUCGAGGAAGAGAAUAGGCUGGUAGCAGCAGUGCUUAAGGAGUGAAUUUCUUUAUUCUAGUUAUAAUAUUGAUUCAAUCUGAUCAUUUGUUCAUUCUCUAUGGAACUGCGUUUUUGGUGUUAUUUUAUUUAUAAAGUUGUGAAUGCCACAGAUUUUCGUCUUUACGAGUUAAGGGGUACAUGAGAUUUGUCGUCGAAGGAUGUAACACACAGCAACUGUCCGACCCCAUAAAGAAUAUAUAUUACUGAUCAGCAUUGAUAGCCAUGUCCAUAUAGAAAUGUCUGUCCAUCCGUCCGUAUGUCCGUCUGUUUGUCCUUCCGGCCGCCCGUCUGUCUGUAUCGAUGAGGGCCUAAUUCUCAAAGGCAAUCAGAGCUUUUACACUGGUGCAAGUGUAUUUUCAAAAAUAGUACUGACUGCGUGCCGGGUAUAAAAGUAGUGACGCAUCUUAGCGAGUCCCACAACGUUUCUCCUCGUUAUUCCCUGUGCUCGAAGAUUUAAGGGCUAUAUUAGAUUUGUGGUCGAAGUAUUUAGCACACAGAAGAAAGCGUUUAAGCCCCUACAAAGUAUAUAUGUAUGUAUAUAUCUUUGAUCAGCAUCAAUAGCCGAGUCUAUUUCUGUCUGUCCGUCUGUAUGUCUGUCUGUCUUUCUGUCUGUCUGCCUGUCUGUCUGUCCGUCUUCCAUAAGAGCAUGACCAAUCAAGCUUUAAAUCCACAAUGCUGUGAUAACAUACUGUCACAAGUGUAUUUCAAAAUUCACAAUUCAAAAUUCUGUGGUAUGCACAAAUAUAAAGAUAAGAGAAAACAAAAAACGCACUAUCUUGGAGAAUGGCCAUAUCUAUCAGAUUCCCGAGUUAGGAACAGAUUGGAUUAAACCCAGAAUGAAAAAAUUAAUUUAAAGUGGCUAUCACCCACCAACACAAACAACACGGUCCAUGCUUGGACAUUCUUGGACAUUCAUUGACUGCUUGAUAUUUGGACAUAUGUACUUACAUCCAAGUGGACACUACUGUACAUGGUGUCCCAUGGUGGGACCCAUCUGCAAACACAUCGACGCCCCUAGACCGCCUUCUAAUGAGCUCAUCUGAAAACCGCAAGCAAUUUCGAAGUGGAAAUUGAUCGUCGCCACGCUCUCCUCGCUGUCUUCGUGCGCACUACAGAUUAACAAAUAUGCUCCGGAUACAUGAUGAGGAUUUUUCUAAGGACAUUAAAGAUUCUAGUCAUGAGGGAGCCGCCCAACAAGAGGAACAAGAGGAUAGAGAGAGAAGAUACCAUAUUUCUGUCCCAGAUAUUUGUACAGAAAGCGUUAAGAAUGCUUGCUUUCAACAAUCCGGAUUUUUAAACAAUACAAUAUCAUUUGCUUCUCAUGUCGUAAAGUGUAGCUCUCCAUUAUCGAGCUUUGAUGAAUCCAUAUCUGCUGGUCAGCUUGCAACACAUUCCCGAAUGCAUAUAUCCCAAGGCCAACACACAAUGACCCCUAUUUCGGAACAUAGUUUUUACAAUGUGCCUGAAUAUAUUUCGGAGCAGGAAAAACAUAUUUUUUCAGAUUCUGAGCGCUUCUUAAGGUCAAAAGAUAAAGAUUUAUGCAAUAAUGAAAAUGAUUAUGUGCACGAUGAAUUUACCAUGAGGAAAUACUAUCACCCUCUCUUUGCUCACGGUGUUUGCCGGUGGCCCGGUUGCGAAAUGGACUUAGAAGACAUCACAUCAUUUGUAAAGCAUCUUAAUACGGAACAUGGAUUGGAUGACCGGUCAACGGCUCAAGCUCGUGUACAAAUGCAAGUUGUUUCUCAAUUGGAAUCUCACCUGCAAAAAGAAAGGGAUCGCCUACAAGCUAUGAUGCACCACUUGUAUCUGUCGAAGCAACUUUUAUCGCCGACAAAGUCGGAUCGAAAGGAUACUUCCGGAAAGGAUGGAAAUUAUUGCAGAAUGACGAGUCCACUUACAAUGGCCAGCUUAGGUCGCACAAUUCGACAAUCAAAUUCUCCGAGCUCUAUUAAUCUUCCAAUGGUUAAUUCAUCAAACUUGUGCACAAUCAAGAAAAGAAGUAUGGAUAAAACAGCUUUUUCAAUAAAUGGUGGCUUGCCAUAUAUGCUAGAGAGAGCUGGACUUGAUGUUCAACAAGAAAUACAGAGAAACAGAGAAUUCUACAAGAAUGCGGAUGUACGACCUCCCUUUACAUAUGCUUCUCUCAUUAGACAGGCCAUCAUUGAUUCGCCAGACAAGCAGUUAACACUGAACGAAAUUUAUAACUGGUUUCAAAAUACCUUUUGUUACUUUCGUCGAAACGCAGCUACUUGGAAGAAUGCGAUACGUACCAAUCUAUCGCUACACAAAUGUUUUGUCCGAUAUGAAGAUGACUUUGGCUCUUUUUGGAUGGUCGACGAUAACGAGUUUGUUAAGAGGCGCCACUUAUCGCGAGGACGACCUCGGAAAUAUGAGCCGUCGUCUUCGCCUAGCUCCUGCCAAUCUGGCAAUGGCUUGUCCACUGACAAAAAUCACUGCGAUAACUGCCCUCAGAGUUUUGCAACCCAUACCGGCAGUUCCGAAACAGAAAUGAACCAAUUGAGCAGUGUUCCGUUUUGUGGUAUUGAUGCUUUAAGUAAAACACCAACACAUUUUACAAGUAUGGAUACGGUCGUAAAUGAUAACAGCCAUAUAAAUAUGGGUGAUUACUUACCCAAAAUAUAUGAAAAUAACGCUAGUGUGGCUAAUAGAUCAAUUUAAAUGUACACACUUAAAUGCACUUUCAUCUUAAAAAUUAAAGGUUCGGGUUCGGAAAUGAUACUUGUAUAUUUUUUAGUCUAAUU